AUGAUACUUGCGGAUGAGGUAAAGCAGGCAGAGGGAAUGAAAGGAGAAGAGCUUCUCCAAAUAAUGAGAGGGUGUGUGGAGUUUGAAAUGGGUUACAUGGAGUUUGAGAGGGAUAACUCCAGUGGUGUACCUGCAUGGCUAAAGGUGUUGUGCAAUGCGGAAUUCUUUGAGCCUUGUAAGACCCACUUGGAGGCAAAGAAGAACGACUUGAAUUUCUUCUGCAUUGAUUGCCACUGUUCUAUGUGCUCACAUUGUCUUCAGCAUCACCUUGAGCACCAAUAUAUCCAAAUACGGAGGUAUAUGUACCAACAUGUCAUCAACGUACAAGACCUGCGGAAGCUUUUCAGAUGUUCAGGAAUACAGACAUUUCAAACUAACAGGGCCAAAGUAGUGCUUUUAGAAAAGAGGCCCAGUUCUCAACAACAAAGUGGUACUACAAGUUAUCGUUGUGUGAGCUGUGAAAGAACUCUCCAAGAUGCAGCACUCUAUUGUAGCAUUCGGUGCAAGGUUGCUGAAAUAUAUGGUGAUAAAACUCCAGUCAUGGUGGAUGAAAAUGGUGAAGGGGAGGAGACUACCAAAGAUGAGGAAAAGAGAGACACCAUUUCACCCUCAGAGAAGAAGGAGAAGAGACCUAACUCACGCAAGAGAAAGGGAUCACCCAGCAGGGCCCCUCAGUUUUGA
Telopea speciosissima is the source of this 681-nucleotide messenger RNA. Its product is annotated as protein RGF1 INDUCIBLE TRANSCRIPTION FACTOR 1-like. The transcript has 6 exons. NCBI's taxonomy places the organism in Eukaryota, Viridiplantae, Streptophyta, Magnoliopsida, Proteales, Proteaceae. Gene Ontology annotation, molecular function: zinc ion binding. Bases 1 to 681 code for a protein of 226 amino acids. The record is from RefSeq and is a predicted model, not a curated record.